AUGUUUCCAUGUUUAAAAUUAAGGAAAAUCGAAGAGACUCUUCAACAAGUUUCUGAUUUUAAAAAGCCUAAAAUUAAAUUAGAACAAUACGUAACUCCUGCACAUUUGGGAUCGCAUAUGUUGUAUACUAUUCAGUCUCAAUAUGGAGAUAUAAGUGGAAAACUUGUAGCCGAUCUUGGUUGUGGCUGUGGAGGCCUUUCUAUAGGUGCUGCAAUAUUAGACGCUUCCCUUGUAAUCGGUUUUGAAAUAGACAGUGAUGCUUUAGACAUUUUUAAAGACAAUAUAACAGACCAUGAACUUGAAAAUGUGGAUGUAGUUCAGUGUGAUGUGAGAAAUCUACCAGAGAAAUUUUCUAAAAAAUUUGAUACGGUUUUAAUGAACCCGCCGUUUGGUACAAAAAAUAACGAGGGCAUUGAUAAACAGUUUUUAGAUGUGGCAUUGAAGUUGUCCAAAAAUGUUGUAUAUUCUCUUCACAAGACUACCACAAGAAAACACAUGUUAAAAUAUGCAGAAAGUCUAGGAGUUAAAGCCGAAGUUUUGGCCGAACUACACUACAAUCUUCCUUCAACCUACAAGUUCCAUAAGAAAUCUUCAGUGGACAUUGAAGUGGAUUUUUAUAAAUUCUCAGUGCAACAGACUUGUUAA
This is a messenger RNA of Sitophilus oryzae (rice weevil), 645 nucleotides long. It is a transcript of the gene Mettl5, whose product is annotated as methyltransferase-like protein 5. Gene Ontology annotation, molecular function: rRNA (adenine-N6-)-methyltransferase activity; nucleic acid binding. The transcript is spliced from 4 exons. Gene Ontology annotation, biological process: rRNA methylation. Bases 1 to 645 code for a protein of 214 amino acids. NCBI's taxonomy places the organism in Eukaryota, Metazoa, Arthropoda, Insecta, Coleoptera, Curculionidae. The record is from RefSeq and is a predicted model, not a curated record.